AGGCAGGAGAUAAAGAUACAUACAGUCUAUAGAAAAAGAAAGAAAGAAAGAGAAAGAGAGAGAGUUCAAUAUAUGGAGGGAAUCAAUUUCAGACAUAUGGUUCUGAUUGCGUUUCAUAAACAAACAACCUCGGUUCUUACUAAGAAGAUGAAUGAGAGAGAGAGAGAGAAUUUAAGAGUUUUUUUUUUUUUUUUGAAAAUAAGAAGAGUCAUCACCUCUAAACCAAGAUCUUAUUGGUCCACGUGGCAUCCAUGACUGAAGCCCCCUCCCCUGAUCCUACUACGAUAGCUAUCUGGUCCUAUUAUGUAUUUUGACAUGAAAACACCAAUAUUGUCAUCAAAUCUGUCCUUUGCAAUUUCAAAGCUCAGGCUCUCUAUAUUAUGAUGCAAAACUCCACAUGUUUUUACAUGAUGGAACUCCCACCAUCCACCAGCACCCAUUACACAUAUCAGAACCUCCUCCAUUAUAUUGUCAUCACCUUCUUUGCUCUCUCUCUCUCUCUCUCUCAAACACGCUCAAAAUACACAUUUGCAACUGCAUUACAGGUUACAGACAGCUUCUCAUAUGUCUGCCACUUGCCGUGCCUUUCCAAUUUGUUGUCUUUCAUCUGCUUCCAUUUCUUCUUAUUUACCAUUUUUAUUCAAGCAGGAUGAGAAAAAAAAAAAAUCCUCUCCUUUCACCAUUUUACCAUUGGUAUUCUUUUCCAUCCUUUAACCACACACUAGCUGCGUAAUCUUCUGGCAUAAUCGUUUCGGAUGUGUCACAGGCAUCGCUAGAAAAAAAGGAGAGAAAUAAAGUCCCAUCCCGUGUCAUUACAAGUUACAACCCGUGGUGCCCCUCCCUAUAUAUAAUCCUUUCUUAAAGGACUUACCUCAGCACAAGUUGUAACAUUUCUCUACUGUUUUCUACCUUUGAGCACUUGAGAGACACAAAAUUAAAUGUCGUUUUCUAGCACCAAAAACUUCUUCCAGCGCUUCUGUAUUGAUGAUCAAUUCCAAAUGGGAAGUCUUGUUCAUAGCAGCUUCUUCUCUAGUGAUCUCUUGCCUUCCCUUGGAGCCAGAAUCAAUCAGGCAACUAAACUUCGGAAAUACAUUAUUUCCCCUUUCAAUCCCCGUUAUAGGGCUUGGGAGAUGUUAUUGGUUGUUCUGGUUAUCUACUCUGCCUGGAUUUGCCCAUUCGAGUUUGCAUUUCUGCCUUACAAGCAAGAUGCUCUUUUCAUAUUCGACAACAUUGUCAAUGGCUUCUUCGCCGUCGACAUCUUCCUCACCUUCUUUGUUGCAUAUCUUGACAGCCACUCCUACCUUCUGGUUGAUGAUCCCAAGAAAAUUGCAAUGAGGUACAUAUGUACCUGGUUUAUUUUCGAUGUCUGUUCCACGGCACCAUUUCAAUCCAUUAGCCUCCUCUCCGCAAAUCAUGGCAGUGAACUCGGCUUUAAACUACUCAACAUGCUUAGACUCUGGCGUCUCAGGCGAGUCAGCUUCCUGUUUGCAAGACUGGAGAAGGACAUCCGCUUCAAUUACUUCUGGACUCGCUGCAUUAAGCUCAUCUCUGUAACCCUGUUUGCAGUACACUGUGCUGGAUGCUUCAAUUACCUGAUUGCAGAUAGAUACCCCGACCCGAAACGAACCUGGAUUGGAGCAGUCAACCCGAAUUUCAAAGAAGAUAGUCUUCGGAACAGAUAUGUAACAUCAAUGUAUUGGUCUAUCACCACACUUACUACCACUGGUUAUGGGGAUUUGCACGCGGAAAACCCGAGGGAGAUGCUGUUUGAUAUCUUUUACAUGCUGUUCAAUCUUGGAUUGACUUCCUACCUCAUUGGAAAUAUGACCAACCUUGUCGUUCACUGGACCAGCCGCACCAGAAACUUCAGGGACACGGUUAGAGCUGCAUCAGAAUUUGCUGCACGAAAUCACUUGCCGCCUCGCAUCCAGGAUCAGAUGUUGUCACAUAUAUGUUUGAGGUUUAAAACAGAAGGAUUGAAGCAGCAAGAAACCCUCAAUGGUUUGCCCAGAGCAAUACGUUCAAGCAUUUCGCACUAUCUCUUCUUCCCCAUUUUGCAGAAAGCAUAUCUAUUUCAAGGAGUUUCUCAUGAUUUCCUUUUCCAAUUGGUUUCGGAGACUGAGGCUGAGUACUUCCCACCAAGGGAAGAUGUUAUUCUGGAGAAUGAGGCUCCUACUGAUAUCUACAUUAUUGUUUCAGGAGCAGUGGAAUUGAUUUGCAAUAUCGAUGGGCACGAUCAAAUUCUUGGGAAAGCAGUUGCAGGAGAUACAUUUGGAGAAAUAGGAGUCCUAUGUUACAGACCGCAGCCAUUCACAGUUCGGACCUCUGUGCUUUCUCAAAUUUUACGACUGAACAGAGUUCCACUGAUGAACGCUAUACAAGCAAAUGCAGAAGAUGGGAACAUAAUUAUGAAUAAUCUUUUCCAGUGCAAUUCACAGAAAAUCAAAGGGCAAGAAAGCUUAGGCUGUGAAUACUCAGAGAAAGAUCCAGGAUUGAUCCUUCCAGACUGCCAUGGUGAAGGAGACAUAGAAGGUUGCUGUUCUUACAAGGGAUGUCAAGACAAUUCACAUGACAAUCAAUUAAAGAAGGAAGAUCUGAAAGUUUAUUCCCCAAAAUCGAUAGGAAAGAAUGAAACAGGCAAAGCUCGUACCCCUACUAGAUCAACAUUGGAUGUAAACUGGAUAAAGGGGGAUGGCCAAACAGCUCUUCAUGCGGCUGUUUCCAAGGGACAUCUUGAAAUGGUUAAGAUUUUGCUUGAAAGAGGAGCAAACGUAAACAAACCAGAUGCCAGAGGAUGGACUCCAAAAACCUUAGCAGAAAAGCAUGGAAACAAGAGUAUAUAUGAUCUGUUACUAAGUUACGAAGAUAGAAGAAAACCAGACGAACAUAGAAUUGAGUUCCUUGCGCCAGAAGUGGGUGAGAGCACUGGGAAUUGUCAAAGACAAUGUGAAAGAGAGGAGAGUUCCCAGAUUUCCCACUCUCACUUAAAUAAGGUUCCAAAGAACUCCUACUCAAGCGCUUUGAAACCAGACAGGAAGAGAGUCACCAUCCAUAUGCAGUUUCAAGACAGAAGUGAAUCAUACCGGCAGUUCGGGAAGUUAAUAAUUCUACCUGACUCAAUGGAAGAGCUGUUCAAGAUUGCCAGUGAAAAAUUUGGAGGCUACAAACCAACAAAAGUCCUAAACUCUGAGAAUGCAGAAAUAGAUGACAUAAGUGUCAUUCGCGAUGGCGAUCAUCUGUUUCUACUUCAUUAUGAUAGUGACAAUACUGAUUUUGAUGUCAUCUAACAAUUUUUCAAGAGAAAUAAUGCAGAUGCAUAUGCAAAGAUAGAUUGUAACAUUUAGGCAACGUUCAAUAAGGAAAUUAACAAAAUUUAACUACAUAAAUCGUAUUGGGCCUUCAAUCA
This is a messenger RNA of Ziziphus jujuba (common jujube), 3406 nucleotides long. Its product is annotated as potassium channel KAT1. Bases 939 to 3287 code for a protein of 782 amino acids. Gene Ontology annotation, cellular component: membrane. The record is from RefSeq and is a predicted model, not a curated record. NCBI's taxonomy places the organism in Eukaryota, Viridiplantae, Streptophyta, Magnoliopsida, Rosales, Rhamnaceae. Gene Ontology annotation, molecular function: voltage-gated potassium channel activity; protein binding. Gene Ontology annotation, biological process: transmembrane transport; potassium ion transport. The transcript is spliced from 11 exons.